UCCCGGACUUUAGUAAGCGGCGGCGCAGGGAGGGCCGAAAGCGCUGCUGCUCUGCUCUAGUCCACGCCUCCUUCCUCCGCUCCGGUGAGAACCUCUGCGCCAAGAAGCGUUUGUGCUUUCAGGAGAGUACCUAGCACCUCCGCCGCUCUUCGGCCGGAGGUCUGGCCCAGGUAGACGAAGACACGGUUUCCUGGUGAGGCAGCCCCUCUCCCCUAGGUAACCCACACACCCAGGGUCUGAAGAUGCUGAGAUCAAUGUGGAAUUUUCUGAAACGUCACAAAAAGAAAUGCAUCUUCCUGGGCACAGUUCUUGGAGGAGUAUAUAUCCUGGGAAAAUAUGGACAGAAAAAAAUUAGAGAAAUACAAGAAAGAGAAGCUGCAGAAUACAUUGCCCAAGCUCGGCGACAGUAUCAUUUUGAAAGUAACCAGAGGACUUGCAACAUGACAGUGCUGUCCAUGCUGCCAACUCUGAGAGAGGCCUUGAUGCAGCAGCUCAAUUCUGAGAGUCUAACAGCUUUGCUGAAAAACAGGCCUUCAAACAAACUAGAAAUAUGGGAAGACCUAAAGAUAAUAAGUUUCACAAGAAGUAUUGUAGCUGUAUAUAGCACAUGUAUGCUGGUCGUUCUUUUGCGAGUCCAGUUAAACAUAAUUGGUGGAUAUAUUUACCUGGAUAAUGCAACAGUUGGCAAAAAUGGCACUACGGUUCUUGCUCCCCCAGAUGUACAGCAGCAGUAUUUGUCAAGUAUUCAACACCUCCUCGGAGACGGCCUGACGGAGCUGGUCAGUGUCAUCAAGCAGGCUGUACAGAGGAUUUUAGGAAGUGUUUCUCUUAAACAUUCCUUGUCCCUUUUGGACUUGGAGCAAAAACUAAAAGAAAUCAGGAUUCUUGUGGAGCAGCAUAAGUCUCCUUCUUGGACUGAUAAAGAUGUAUCCAGGUCCUCACUGUGCCAAUACAUGAUGCCAGAUGAAGAAACGCCAUUAGCAGCUCAGGCCUAUGGGCUUUCUCCAAGAGAUAUCACCACUAUUAAACUUCUCAAUGAGACAAGAGACAUGUUGGAAAGUCCAGAUUUUAGUACAGUUUUGAAUACCUGUUUAAACAGAGGGUUCAGUCGACUUCUAGACAACAUGGCAGAAUUUUUUCGGCCCACUGAACAGGAUCUGCAACAUGGUAACUCCAUAAAUAGUCUGUCCAGUGUUAGCCUGCCUUUAGCUAAGAUAAUUCCCAUAGUAAACGGACAGAUCCAUUCGGUGUGCAGUGAAACACCUAGUCAUUUUGUGCAGGACCUUUUGAUGAUGGAGCAAGUAAAAGACUUUGCUGCUAAUGUGUACGAAGCUUUUAGUACCCCCCAACAACUGGAGAAAUGAUUGUCUUUCUUCCUUUGAGAAAAGCUAGCACGGGAGUCAUCUACAUUAAAAAGUACUGAAGUCGCCUAUACCUGGAAUGACAAUUCGCAACCAAAAUGCCUAAUAAAGUAUGUUCUUAAGCAAAGUUAUUUCAUGAUGAAGUAGAUUCAUUUGGCACCUUACUGUAUCUUUAACUCAUCAGCAGUCUACUUCAUCAGGUGUAUCUAACUGGUGCACAGACUACAAACGUCAGGAUCAUCCAUGAUCUGUUACAACCUGGAUAGCAGAUCCAAACCAAAUAGAUAAUUUUAUACGUACAUGUGAUGGAAUGUGGUGUCCUUUCACACAUAAAAUGAGGGAAAAUCUGUCUUGAGAAGUAGAUCUAGGAUAUGUGGGCUCUGAAAAUAUAGUGCUUAACUAAUCAUGAAGUUCCCUGGAAUCUAAAGUAGGCGAGGGCAGCCGGACUCUCUCCAGUCAGUGAUUUGUCUUCACACACCUUGACAGAGGGCUAUCUUCUAGGAAUCAGUGGACUUUAAAACCUCUGGUCAGCUUUUUUUCUUUGCUAUUUUUUCUUCAAUAUUUAUUUACAGCGUUUUCUAAAGCUUUCUUAGCGCCCUCAACAUUUGCAGGUUAAUGUUGUGUUCAUGUUGUUUACUCACAAUUAUUAAUUACAGAGUUUUAUUCAUUUGUGUAUAAAUAAUUUUAAUAACUUUGUAUUGACUUUGAGUACAAUAACCUGUUGCAAUAAACUAUUUUAAUACAA
Molecule: messenger RNA, 2106 nt
Organism: Myodes glareolus (Bank vole)
Lineage: Eukaryota; Metazoa; Chordata; Mammalia; Rodentia; Cricetidae
Gene: Pex3
Product: peroxisomal biogenesis factor 3
Biological process (GO): protein import into peroxisome membrane
Cellular component (GO): peroxisomal membrane
Molecular function (GO): protein-macromolecule adaptor activity
Source: RefSeq, a predicted model, not a curated record